Papilio polytes (common Mormon) is the source of this 3126-nucleotide messenger RNA. RefSeq lists its product as uncharacterized. The transcript is spliced from 15 exons. Bases 131 to 2929 code for a protein of 932 amino acids. Gene Ontology annotation, cellular component: intracellular membrane-bounded organelle. Gene Ontology annotation, molecular function: phosphatidylinositol binding. The record is from RefSeq and is a predicted model, not a curated record. Lineage: Eukaryota; Metazoa; Arthropoda; Insecta; Lepidoptera; Papilionidae.
GUGACAGCACAAGCCCAAAAACAUAAACAAAUUACUUUCAUCAAUAACAUGGAUACAAUCAAUAAUAUUAGGAAAAAUCAAUAGCUUAUAUUCCCGACUUACUACGUACGUUAUUUAACCAAGCCAAACCAUGUUACUAAAAAGAAAUGUACUCGAAGAUUUGACUAUAAUAUCGUGUGGCGGCGCACUCAUCUGUAUAAUUCUUAACUAUGUCACAAAUAUUUCUCCUAUAACCGGAAUAUGGUUUCAUUUAUAUUUAAUUUCAGUCUUCGUAAUAUCUGUGCUGUUUAGCUUUAAAUUUAUUCAGUGGCUGUUACAUCUGAACAAACCGAUAAAAUAUGAUUUAGAGGGAUUGGUAAAAAAAUAUCCGAGACUUUCUUUUCUGACUGGAAUUCUUCCUCGAACUGAAAGAAAGAUAUAUAAAGAACCGAAAGAAUAUGACAUUAAUGAGCUCAGUAUUAUAUCAACGGUAUUGGAGAGGAAAUUGGUAUCAUCAUGGUACAUGGCAUAUAUUUCGCCAGAAAUUGGUUUCCCGUUUGCUUGCAAACAAAUGUUGGAUCAGAUGAUUAGCAAGACGUUUCAGAUAUGUGAAAAAGUUGACACUAAGGAUGUUUACGUUGACAUCUGUGCGGUACUAACAAGCCAUUUAAAAGAGUAUAGCAAAGCAUUAAAGAGGCAUGAAGAGUCACCUACAAGUUCCGUGGAAUCUUUGUACAAAAAAACACACCCUGUAUCCAAUGAUAAGAAAUAUGAAUCAGCAGAUCAUUGUGUAAAUUUACUGCGAGUUGUACUAAAGGAACUUAUUCCUUGGGAAUUAUGGGAUACACCACAAUCGGAAAUCCUAGUUAGGGUAUUAUCUAAAAAACUAGACAUUUUCAUCAAUAGUACAUUGGCAGAUCCCAGCUGGCUGAAUGAUAAAUUACUCUCAAUGAUAAAGGAGAAAAAAGAAGAAAAUACUGAGUCGCCAGCUCCAGAAGAAUGUGAAUCAAAAGUUAUUCCUGAAGAAAUAUUUACUGAAAUAAAUCCAUUAUUCUGUAAUGUAGAGUCUCCAUCCGAUGAAAUUUCAUUCCAAAAAGGAUUAGAAGGAGUAGACGAGUUUCAAGAGAGAAUGGAGAGUAUUGUAGAAGAGAAGGCAAUGCAGAGUUCAGAGCCAAUGGACAUCAAAUCAUCACCAAUACUAAGGCAGAGACGGGGGAGGCAAGGAAAAAAUGAAGUCAAGAUUUACGAUAGAGUAAUUGAAGGGAGUAUGAAGACCUGGGAGACUGACAUGGAUCUGCAGUGCAUCAGCCUGGGGCAGGACCUCCUGGCUAGCUUGGAUGGGGAGAUCACCCUCAGUCGGUUGUGGGGACAGGAUGUAGACCCUGAUGGCAGCCCUAAUCCACCCAGAGCUAAAUCACCACAGCCUUUUUGGUUCGGUGAAGAAGAUGCGAUAGAGUUAGAAUGUGGGGACAGCAGCCCUCAGAAGGCUGAACCGAGCCCCGUGAAGAAGGAAAGCAGCCCGAAGCCAGCUGAACUCCUCAAGGAUAUCCAGAGCACAGUGCACCACGCCAAGUCCAAGAUAGGCGACCUACAGGUCCCAUACACGUACAUAGAUGUGCCCCGCAACCGUUCCAGUGACGAGGCGGCGGGCAUGAUGGAGGGUCUACUGGACUUUGGCAUCGCGGGUAUCAAGAAAGGCCUGCGCUUCACCGGCCUCAGCGAUGACUCACAAGAGAAAUCUCCAUCGCAUCAAGCCAAGGAAAAAGCAUCAGAGAAGAUCUCUCCUCCGCAGGAUAUGGUCAGAAAGCCCAUACAGGAGCACAGGGACAUUGCGUCUGGAUACAAGGAAGAAAACGGCGCCGUACCACAUUUGGUGAAGCAACAUCGAGUGACGUCGCAGGAUAGCAUGCAGGUGCGGCGCGCGGGCAGCUGGCCGCCGCCGGAGCCGGGGUCGGAGUCCCCGGAGCCCGAGUACGAGGAGGCGGCAGACCUGUCCACUAGUAUCGCCAAACUGCGCUGUCUGCUGCAGCAGCGCGCGGAGACUGCGCACUACAGGUCUGAGGAGAUCUGGUGGGAGGGCGCGGAGGAGACGCGCGGGCGCACGCAGCAGCACCACUCCUCGCGACCCAUCGACACCGCCACGCUCGCAGAUGAGUAUGACAUGAACAUGGAGAGGAAUUCUUCGCCUGGACAAACAUCCAACAAUAUGCAGCGCUUGGACAAGUUGUUCCAACGGACAGUGACGGGCGUGUUCAACUCUAUAAAGACGGCUGUGGGCGCGGAGGGCGCGGAGGGCGCGGCGGGCGAGGGCGCGCCGCGGCCACGCGACUGGCACUAUGUGUGCACGUCGCCGGACCUCAGCGUGGGCGGCGCGGUGGCGCGGCUGGUGGGCGCGCGGCGGGCGCUGGGGCAGGUGGACGCGGCGCUGGACCCCCUGCAGCCCCCCGCCGCCGCGCCCGAGCCCGGCGUGCCGCCCGCUGACUUCGAGGAGUGGUGCAGCAGCGCGGGCGCGGGCUGGAGCGGCGCGUGCGCGCUGGCGGGCGCGGCGGGGCUGUGCCGCUCGCACGUCGCCUUCCGCCUCGCCACGCUGCUCUUUGCUGACCUAGCGGAAUCUCUGCUGGCGUCGUGGCUGGACGAGCUGGGCGCGUGGCUGCAUCAGCAGGUGUUCGCAGUCUUUCAGCAGUUAUCCGGCGAGGAGCUGGACCUGACCAGCAAGAAUGACCAGCUCCGUCCCCUGGAUAUUGACGAGACGUGCGCCGCUAUCAUGGCAGUCAUACCAGAAGUAUACGUGUUCAGCGAGGAGUCGAUGUCGGCUGCAGUGCGUCUGGCGGUGUCCAGCCUGGGGCACCAGGACCUCAACAAGGACCUGGUCUUCCGCACCCUGGACCUCCUGGUGGCGCGCUUCAAGCACGCCGCUGGCAUCAUCUCCACCUCCUUUGAUGCCAACUAAAAUACCAAGAUGUGAUACAGGAUGUCUCAAAACUAAAAGUUGUACAGUUUUAACACAUGCUGUAAAACUCCUAAAGAUCUAAGAUGUCAAGAAUUUUUUUAAAUCGUUAAAUGCUCUCUAAAUAUAUAAAUGAAAUAUUCAUUACUUCUUAGUCAAAUGAUCUCAUAUUCUAAGAAUCUUGGUUACUUUAUGUAUAU